Messenger RNA from Penaeus chinensis, 2090 nucleotides. Its product is annotated as thymidylate synthase-like. Lineage: Eukaryota; Metazoa; Arthropoda; Malacostraca; Decapoda; Penaeidae. The record is from RefSeq and is a predicted model, not a curated record. Bases 450 to 1469 code for a protein of 339 amino acids. Gene Ontology annotation, biological process: dTMP biosynthetic process. The transcript is spliced from 6 exons. Gene Ontology annotation, molecular function: thymidylate synthase activity. Gene Ontology annotation, cellular component: cytosol; mitochondrion.
UAUCCUAUGACAGGAGGGGCAGAAAAAGGUAAAGUAAGUCAGGAGAAAUUAAAGUCGAAAUCUUGGUUCAUGUUACGACAGAGAUUGAAGGGAAAUAAACACUAUACAUAAAUGGUCGUCUAUAACACCCUUACGCAGCUAGAGUUCUUAAUGUCUGUUUUCUGUGAGUUGGCAUGAAGUGCUAAUAAAAGGAGGGGCAAUUUAAGGGCUCCCCCCCCCCCCUAUUGUCUAGUGAAUUAAUAGAAGGUAGGAAAGGUUAGGUUUGAAUUUUGGGUUUCCAAGAUAGCCUGGUUUGCUCUUGGUAAUAAAUACUGAUUUUUAUAGGAAGUAAAAAUGUAAGACAAUCCUUCAGCAAAUAUGCAAUGACUAUUUAUUGCAGAUCACAGAAUGUUUCAGGUAAACCUGGCAAGAAGGCUGCAGUUAUUAUGGGAAAUACAUCUUGAUUUUGAAUGUCACUAUUCUUCAGUGUCACCAUGUCAUUAGCUGAGUCCCAGAGUAAUGGUGAAGCAGGUGUGGUUAACCCUAGACCAGAAAAGGCACUCGCAAAUGAAGCUCAGAAUGGUACUACUAAUGGAUGUGAAAAUGGAAAUGAGCCUGCUAUGAGGCAUGAUGAGUCCCAGUACCUAGACCUGAUCAGACAGAUAAUGAGGACAGGCAACAGGAAGGGAGAUAGGACUGGCACUGGCACUAUUUCCAUAUUCGGUGCCCAGAUGAGAUAUUCACUUCGAGAUGGUAUUUUCCCUCUUCUAACUACCAAGCGCGUGUUCUGGCGAGGGGUGGCUGAAGAGCUGCUGUGGUUUGUAAGAGGUUCCACUAAUGCUAAAGAACUACAGGAGAAGGAUAUUCACAUUUGGGAUGGAAAUUCCUCCAAGGAAUUUUUAAACAAAAUGGGAUUCCACGACAGAGAAGAAGGGGAUCUGGGUCCAGUAUAUGGGUUCCAGUGGCGACACUUUGGGGCUUCGUAUACAGACAUGCACUCUGACUAUACUGGUCAAGGUGUGGAUCAGCUUCAGGAGGUAAUAGAUACCAUCAAAAAUAACCCAGAUGAUCGCCGUAUCAUCAUGUGUGCAUGGAACCCAGUAGAUGUGCCCAAGAUGGCCCUUCCGCCAUGUCACUGCUUGUGCCAGUUCUAUGUAGCAAAUGGGGAACUUUCUUGUCAGCUAUAUCAACGUUCAGCUGAUAUGGGUCUAGGUGUUCCCUUCAAUAUUGCCAGCUAUGCACUUCUCACGUACAUGAUUGCUCAUGUUACUAACCUGAAGCCUGGUGACUUUGUACACACAUUGGGAGAUGCUCAUGUUUACUCUAACCACUGUGAAGCUUUGGAGGAACAACUCAAGAGAGAGCCUCGACCAUUCCCCUCCCUAAAGAUCAAGCGGAAAGUGGAGAACAUCAGUGAUUUCAAGUUUGAGGACUUUGAGCUUGAGGGCUAUAAACCCCAUCCAAAGAUCAAAAUGGAAAUGGCUGUGUGAUACUAUAAUAAAAGCUCAUUGGUCAGUUCUCAAAUUGUCUUCCAACAAUAAGGGUUUAAUAACAAACCAAGGAAUAAAUUACUAGGCCUACUUGAUCUUAUCUAUUGACCCUGUUCCUUGAAUUUUUGAUAAGGCAAGUUUAUUGCUAUAAGGGCUGUUAAAGUUGUAAUGAGGAUAAUAUCAACAAUAAUAACCCUAAUAAUGAUGGUAAUACCUAGAUUUUUUUUCCCCCAAAUAUGUGAGUGGACAGUGCAUGUACCCACCAUCAAUAGGUUAACUGUAAAGCCUCAGGUAUUCCUAUUCUCUACACAUAUGGGGCUGCUGUCAUGUCUCAGUAGAACAAAAUACCUACCUGGUAGGUGAUAAUCUUAUAUUGUAACCAAAGAUACAAAGAGGUGUCAGCAUUUAAAAUACCAUGAAAGUAUAGAUUUACCUUGACUGUAUACAUCUUGAUUCUAGGCUUGACACUAUUGAUCUGUUUAGAAUUUUAGUGUAUAAUUCUUUCUGAUUAUAAUUACUACUUUCCUAUCAAGGUGUGACAGAUAAUGUUUUUAUUAUUAUUAUUUUUAGAUUGUAAGUGUUUUUAUACUUUUGAAUUUUAUAAUAAAAUUAUGAUAAUGA